UUCUGGACAUUCUUCUCUUCUGAGCUUUCGAGAUUUAUUUUUCUUAUUUUCUUUUUCUGUAUUCUAUUUCUCAUCUUUGUCCUUUACACCCAAAAGAAUUUUCUUUACGCUUUUUGGCUUUUCAAUUCAAUCUCCCCCAAAACCAUAAAUUUAUGUGAUUCCAACCAAUUAUAUUCUAAAUUCCGAUCUUUUAUUAUUUUCAAUAGAAUUUUGGUUUUCAACAAUGGGUGACAUGAAAGAUAAGGUGAAGGGGUUCAUGAAGAAAGUCAACAACCCUUUCUCUUCUUCAUCAUCUGGUAAAUUCAAGGGCCAAGGUAGAGUCUUGGGAUCUGCUUCUUCUUCUCAACCCGCUAAUUCCACUCCUACCGUUCGCCCCACUCCUACGCAGAACCCUAAUUCGAAACCCACUUCAUCUGCAACCAAUCCCAGACCCAUGCCACAGAAAACGGAGCAUGACAGAACUACCGAGAAGCCUCGCAAAGAUGAUGGGUUUGACCCUUUUGAUUCUUUGGUCACUUCAUCAAAGAGAUCUCAAAAUGGGUAUUCACUGAAUGUGUAUGAAUGCCCGAUUUGUAAACAGCCCUUUGGAUCUGAAGAUGAGGUGUCUGUACACGUGGAUAGUUGUUUGAGUGAGCGUGGAAGUGAUGAUCAAAACGGGGUCUUAGAGAGUGAAGCUGGAUCUAAUAGUGAAAUUGAAUUAGAUGUUUGUGUUGGUUCUUACAUUUCAGGGAAGCCAUCUGAAGGAUCAGUUGAUGUUGUUCUUAAAUUGUUGAGGAACAUUGGUAGGGAACCCGAGAAUGUCAAGUUUAGGAAGAUUAGGAUGAAUAAUCCUAAGAUAAAAGAGACUGUUGGUGAGGUUACCGGUGGAGUUGAGUUGCUGAGCUUCAUUGGAUUUGAACUUCGGGAGGAAAAUGGAGAGACGUGGGCGGUGAUGGAGGUUCCGACUGAGGAGCAAAUAAAAUUGAUUAAGAAAGCAAUAGUGUUACUAGAAUCACAACUGGUACAAGGACCUACAAAGAGUGGGAAUUCGGUGUCUGCAACGAAUGCUGAGAUAGAUGCAAAGGUUGAACCCAAGCCGGUUGACAGACAGGUGAAGGUCUUCUUUGCCGUCCCUGAAAGUAUCGCAGCUAAAAUUGAGCUACCAGAUUCCUUCUAUAACCUUUCAGUCGAAGAGGUGAGGAGAGAAGCUGAAUUGAGGAGAAAAAAAAUUGCACACUCUCAGCUAUUAAUCCCUAAAUCAUUUAAAGAAAAGCAAGCAAAAGCUGCCAGGAAGAGAUACACAAAAGCAAUUAUCAGGAUUCAGUUUCCAGAUGGAGUUGUACUUCAAGGUGUAUUUGCUCCAUGGGAACCAACUACUGCUCUCUAUGAGUUUGUCAGCUCUGCAUUAAAAGAACCAGGUUUGGAAUUUGAGCUAAUGCAUCCUGUACUCGUCCAACGGCGCGUGAUCCCUCAUUUUCCAAAAGCAGGGGAAAAUGCUAGAACAAUAGAGGAAGAAGACCUGGUACCUUCUGCUUUAAUCAAGUUCAAGCCCAUGGAAACAGAUUCUGUUGUUUUCUCUGGUCUCAAAAAUGAAUUGCUUGAAAUCAGUGAACCCCUCGUAAAUGGUUAGGCAAUUGCUUCUAAUUGAACUCUAUUGGUUCGUUCUUUUCAUAUUAUUAUUUUAUUUUUAUUGUUGUGGAUAUAGAUACAGUUUAUUAUACUCAUCUUUAAUUUAUAAUUUCUAAGAAACUAUAUAAUAGUCUGAUACAUGUUAAUUCAAAUAAAUCACUAUAAUGAAGCAUUUAUUUCUGAGC
Molecule: messenger RNA, 1793 nt
Organism: Abrus precatorius (Indian licorice)
Lineage: Eukaryota; Viridiplantae; Streptophyta; Magnoliopsida; Fabales; Fabaceae
Product: plant UBX domain-containing protein 2
Exons: 3
Coding region: 224-1609 (461 amino acids)
Biological process (GO): defense response to fungus
Molecular function (GO): protein binding
Source: RefSeq, a predicted model, not a curated record